Amorphotheca resinae ATCC 22711 is the source of this 1401-nucleotide messenger RNA. RefSeq lists its product as hypothetical. The transcript has 4 exons. The record is from RefSeq and is a predicted model, not a curated record. Lineage: Eukaryota; Fungi; Ascomycota; Leotiomycetes; Helotiales; Amorphothecaceae. Bases 1 to 1401 code for a protein of 466 amino acids. Gene Ontology annotation, molecular function: metal ion binding; agmatinase activity.
AUGCAUACACAACGAUUUGAGGAGAAAUUGAAGAAACAUAUAACAAGCAAAUAUGGCACCAAGUGCCUAAGUGAAGCUUCGAGCACAAAGAAGGGAUUCCAUGAUUAUCACAAACGAAUCGCGAACUUGACAAUGGCAUCUUACGUUUUCACUUCUGUCCUGUCUCUUGCAACGGCCAUGAGUCCAGCUGGCACAGGAACAAGAACCCGUUUUGACAAAGCGGCUCUCGUCCUCGUUUCCGCUCUUUCGCUCGCGGCUUUGUUCACCCCCGCCGCAGCAAAAGUCAAUGUCGGCACGGGCUUCGGAUAUGAGAUCGAAGGCAACUGGGUAUUCAUUCAAACAGAUCUCGAUUACGACCUCCCCUUUUCCAAUAUCGUAACCUACGCCCACCUACCCUGGGAGCGCUGCUUCAAUCUCGCGCACAACAACCCCUUCGACAUCGCCAUCGUCGGCUUCCCCUUCGACACUACCGUUAGUGUAAAGCCUGGUGCACGUUACGGACCCCGCGGUAUCCGCGCCGGCAGCACGAAAGAGAAGCCCGGCCGUACGUAUAAUGUCAACUAUGGGCUUGAUUGGGCGACCAACUGGGCGAAGAUUAUAGACUGUGGGGAUGUGCCUGUCACGCCUUAUGAUAAUGCCCAUGCCUUCAUUCAGAUGGAGCAAGGGUAUCGCCAGCUGCUGCACAAAGAUGUCGUGACCCCGGCCCUCGCACCGCCCUCGCUCGACAAAACCACCCAUCCCCGUCUCAUCUCUCUAGGCGGCGACCACAGUAUUAUGUUGCCGAUUCUGCGCUCACUCAAAUCUGUCUACGGACCUAUCUCCGUCAUUCAUUUCGAUUCCCAUCUCGACUCAGUGAACCCGACCAAGGGAUAUAGCGGGGUUGUCUCGGAGCAGUCGAAAUUCACGCACGGGACCUUCUUCUGGCAUGCGGCACAAGAAGGGUGUAUUGCCAACUCUUCCGUGCAUGCGGGGCUGAGAACGAAGCUGUUCGGUCUGGGCGAUUAUGAAAAUGAUCAAGAAGUUGGAUUCUCCAUUAUUCACGCCCGGGAUAUUGAUGAUAUUGGCGUUCAGGGGAUCAUUGACAAGAUCGUUGCGGCCGUCGGUGAUAAGAUGGCUUAUAUAUCUGUUGAUAUUGAUGUUCUCGACCCUGGGGCUGCGCCUGCGACUGGGGCUCCAGAGGCCGGGGGCUGGUCGACCCGGGAGUUCAAGCGGAUUCUCGAGGGUCUGCAGGAUCUGAACAUUGUUGGAGCGGAUGUCGUCGAGGUGGCGCCUGAUUACGACACUAAUGCUGAGAUCACAUCUAUCGCAGCGGCGGAUAUGAUUAUCGACAUCAUCUCGGCAAUGGUUAAGAAAGGGCCUCUUGGCGGGUUCAAGUCCAAGAGCAGCAAGGAUGAGCUUUAG